This is a messenger RNA of Fraxinus pennsylvanica, 1287 nucleotides long. NCBI's taxonomy places the organism in Eukaryota, Viridiplantae, Streptophyta, Magnoliopsida, Lamiales, Oleaceae. The record is from the annotation of a GenBank genome assembly.
AUGGUUGAAUGGCAUGACUUGCUGGAACAAUAUCAUUACCUGAGGAAGUGUCUGAAGAGGGAGUUGUGUGGUCAUGAUUUCCUUCAAUUUGUAAUGGGUUUGAACACAUAUCAGUACCUGCAAGUUGUUCCAAUAAUAGACAAUCGAGGAAAUAGUAGUAGAAGCACCAGAACCAACGCACGGGAAGUACACGAAGCAUCAGGUGCCAACGAGGAUUGCGAUUCUGGGAUGGCCGAAGAUUGUACUAUCGAACGCAGAGUGCUACGGUCGAAAUACCUCAACGUUAAGAAUCGGAUUAGCGAUGAGAAAGAUGAUAUAUCAAACGUUGAUUCAGAUAAGUUCAAAUCAAUAAUUGAAGAAGUUGAUAACUUGCAUCAGCUAGUAACAAAACCACGAGAACAAGUAGCAGAUGCAGAAGCCCUAUUUGACAUCACAAACACCUUGGUAACCUCUGUGAAAGCAUAUACCAAUGAAGGAGUGACCCCUUCAGAUUUUGUUAGUUGUCUGCUUAGGGAUUUCGGGCAACAAGUUGGACCAAAUACUAGCCAAGAUGAGGGUAGGAAUUCAAUACGUUGGAAAGAUAUUGGGCUAGCAGUCUCUCACGUUUUCAGGAGUGCUUAUGGGUGUUGUACAAUGAUUGGGCCUAUGAAUACUGAGAUGAAGCAACGCAAGAAUGUGGUUCCUAGAAAGCGCUCAAAGCCAGUGGAAAGAGCUCAGCCUGAAGAGCUUGACGGAACUGCUACUGAGGAGAAAACUGACACCGAUCAAAAUAUGGCGACGAUGUUUGAUAUCCUAAGGAAGAAUAGGAUAGUACAUCUUGAGAAUUUAAUAUUAAACAGGAACUCCUUUGCACAGACCGUGGAAAACUUAUUUGCUCUAUCCUUUCUAGUAAAAGAUGGAAGGGCUGAAAUAAAAGUUGAUGAAAAAGGCAGUCAUCUAGUUGCUCCAAAGAAUGCUCCUGGCGCCAAUGCAGUUCAAGCUGGAGAUGUUUCUUACAGCCAUUUUAUAUUCAGAUUUGACUUUAGAGACUGGAAGUUGAUGCUGUCCUCUGUUGCUGUUGGAGAGGAAUUAAUGCCACACAGGAAAGCGAUGAACACAUCAAGAAGUACUAAACCGUCUACAGAGUCUGAAGAAGAUCAAGCAUCAUUGCCUACUACCCCGAUAAGAAAAUUGUGCAGGAACCGAGGUUUGGUUAUGCAGGAGCACAUAGUAGUUGAAGACUCUCCUCAAAAUGGAGAUUUAACUGGGGUGGCGGCAAUCCGUAAGGGAAAGAGAAAACUUCCGUGA